UGAUAUGGAAAACAACGUCAGCUGGGUCCAUCCCUACGGCAACCACUCCUCUGGAGCUUAUGGGAGACCUGGCUGCCGUUACACCACUGCUGAACUGAUCCUCAUCGUCAUAGUGACCGGCUCGCUCAGCUUCAUCACCGUCGUGGGCAACGUCCUGGUGAUGCUGUCAAUCAAAGUCAACCGCCACCUCCAGACAGUCAACAACUACUUCCUGUUCAGCCUGGCGUGUGCUGACCUCAUCAUCGGUUUGCUCUCCAUGAACCUCUACACCCUCUAUAUCAUGAAGGGCUACUGGCCCCUGGGUGCGGUCAUCUGUGACCUGUGGUUGGCCUUGGACUACGUGGUCAGCAACGCUUCGGUUAUGAACCUCCUGAUCAUCUGCUUCGACCGCUACUUCUGCGUGACCCGACCAUUGACCUACCCAUCCAGGCGGACCACCAGACUGGCUGGGCUGAUGAUCGCAGCAGCCUGGCUCCUGUCUCUGUUCCUUUGGGCCCCGGCCAUCCUCUUCUGGCAGUCCUUCGUCGGCAAACGGAUCGUCCCUGAUGGGGAGUGCUACAUCCAGCUCCUGUCCAAACCCUCGGUUACACUGGGGAUGACGCUAUCCGCAUUCUACCUGCCGGCGGUUAUCAUGAUUGUCCUGUACACCCGGAUCUCCUUUGCCAGCCGCAGUCGCCUCACUGCAGAGCUGCAUAGUAGCAGAGCGAGGACCUCUAGUGGACGACCGAAACACAGCUGCCAUCUGAAGAGGAGCUGCGUCUCAACCCAGACAGACACUGAGCCAAAGAGCGACUUGGCCAUUUCCAUCGAAGCAGAGACGAUUGUCUACGCUAAACAGGGGAUUAUCAAGGCCCUGAAAGACUCUACAGAGCAGGCCAACAAUAAUGUCAUCCCCACUUCAGAUGUUACCCCCUCUCUAGACCAAUUACCUAGUGAGAUUAACCAAGACUGCAGAUGGUCCAACAGUAGGGUCACGUUCAAUCGCACAGGGGAUAAGAACAGCUCUGCUACCAAGGUCUCCCAGCCAAGCUCUAUCCUUAAUGGCUCCAAUACAACUAGUCAGCUCAGAAAAAUGUUUCCCCCAUUUCCCAGCUUCAGUAAGACCCAGUUGAAGAGGAGAAGGAUUGUAGCGAGGGAGAGGAAAGUGACCAAGACUAUUUUUGCUAUUCUCCUAGCCUUCAUUCUCACCUGGACUCCUUAUAGUGUCAUGGCCAUCAUUGGCACCUACUGUCACUUUUGCGUCCCAGACACAGCGUGGACCAUGGGCUACUGGCUGUGUUAUAUCAACAGCACAGUCAACCCAGCGUGCUAUGCACUGUGUAACGUCACCUUCAGAAAGACCUUCAAGAACCUACUGAGGUGUCAGUACAGAAACACAGGUGUUGAAGUGAGGAUGAUGUGAGCUACUCUAUUAUAAUAUGUGAUAGAACAUUUGAUUAUUUAAGGAAGAUGCAUUUGAUUGAUGGACUA
Oncorhynchus keta (chum salmon) is the source of this 1470-nucleotide messenger RNA. It is a transcript of the gene chrm4b, whose product is annotated as cholinergic receptor, muscarinic 4b. The transcript has a single exon. The record is from RefSeq and is a predicted model, not a curated record. NCBI's taxonomy places the organism in Eukaryota, Metazoa, Chordata, Actinopteri, Salmoniformes, Salmonidae. The coding region runs from base 5 to 1402 and encodes 465 amino acids. Gene Ontology annotation, biological process: adenylate cyclase-activating adrenergic receptor signaling pathway. Gene Ontology annotation, cellular component: plasma membrane. Gene Ontology annotation, molecular function: G protein-coupled acetylcholine receptor activity.